Messenger RNA from Auxenochlorella protothecoides, 966 nucleotides. Its product is annotated as Cytochrome c1-1, heme protein, mitochondrial. The coding region runs from base 1 to 966 and encodes 321 amino acids. The transcript is spliced from 3 exons. Gene Ontology annotation, molecular function: heme binding; electron transfer activity. Gene Ontology annotation, biological process: mitochondrial electron transport, ubiquinol to cytochrome c. The record is from RefSeq and is a predicted model, not a curated record. Lineage: Eukaryota; Viridiplantae; Chlorophyta; Trebouxiophyceae; Chlorellales; Chlorellaceae.
AUGCGCUCUGCGGGAGGGGCCUUGGUGCGGGCCAUCCGCUGUGGCCUGCAGACCAGCGAGAGCGGAUCGAGCCGGCUGUCGCAGAACCUCCCGGGGCUGACCGCGGGCCUGUCCCAGGCCGGGAUCCACAGCCAGGCCGAUGCAGCGGGCAGCUCUCAGGGCUGGUCCCGUGCUGCGGCCGGCGCAGGCGUGGGCGCCGGCGUGCUGGCGCUGACCGCCACCGCCGCCAUGGCCGACGAGGCGGAGCACGGGCUGGAUGCGCCCAACCAGAAGUGGAGCCACGAGGGCUUCUUCUCCUCGUUCGACCACCGAGCCAUCCGCCGCGGGUACCAGGUGUACACCCAGGUCUGCGCAACGUGCCACUCCGUGAACCAGCUGCACUUCCGCAACCUGGUGGACGUCGCCUACACCGAGGAGGAGGUCAAGGAGAUGGCCGCCGAGAUCGAGGUCCAGGACGGCCCCAACGACGAGGGCGAGAUGUUCGACCGCCCCGGCCGCCUGUCGGACAAGCUGCCCCAGCCCUACGCCAACGAGGAGGGCGCGCGGUACGCCAACGGCGGCGCCUACCCGCCCGACCUCUCCCUCAUCACCAAGGCGCGCCACAACGGCGAGAACUAUGUCUUCUCGCUCCUGCUGGGCUACCGUGAGCCGCCGGAGGGCAUCUCUGUGCGCGAGGGUCUGUACUACAACCCCUACUUCCCCGGCGGCGCCAUCGCCAUGCCCAAGAUGCUCAACGACGAGGGCGUGGAGUACGACGAUGGCACGCCUGCCACCGAGGCGCAGCAGGCCAAGGACGUGGUCACCUUCCUGGCCUGGGCCGCCGAGCCGGAGCUGGACGAGCGCAAGCUCAUGGGCGCCAAGUGGAUCGGCGUGCUGGCCCUGGUCCUGGCCACCACCAUCUACUACAAGCGCUGGAAGUGGGCGCCCGUCAAGUCUCGCCGCGUCAUCGUGGACGCGCUCAACUGA